This is a messenger RNA of Salvelinus namaycush (lake trout), 3382 nucleotides long. RefSeq names its product G-protein coupled receptor 39-like. Gene Ontology annotation, biological process: G protein-coupled receptor signaling pathway. Gene Ontology annotation, cellular component: membrane. The transcript is spliced from 2 exons. Lineage: Eukaryota; Metazoa; Chordata; Actinopteri; Salmoniformes; Salmonidae. The record is from RefSeq and is a predicted model, not a curated record. The coding region runs from base 465 to 1754 and encodes 429 amino acids. Gene Ontology annotation, molecular function: G protein-coupled receptor activity.
GCAGCUUGAAGCAUGGCCCAAGCCAUGUAAAUCCACUUUCUGGAAGAAGAACUGUACGGACGACCUAUGGCUGCCUACAAAACUCAAGUCCUGCCACUUUGAGGGCUUAUUCACAGGCGUGUUUCUCGGAAAACCUGAAACGAGGAAGAAACUUUCUGGUAUGGCAAAUGGGAUCCUAAUCUUCUUCUGUGAUAUAGUUUAUCUGGGCAACCAAGUGGCCCGUGGUGAGAAAUGUGUUGUGUCGCAACACACGUGGGAUAAUCUACUUUUGGACAAAAUCACAGUUUUAGACGAAGGAGUCGGAAAUCUAUUACUUUAUCUCUGAAAAAAUACAUUUCUCCCUGGCUGUUUGGAUUGGAUUUCCUCUUGGAAUCCAUUACAAAGACUCUGCCCUGCUGAUCUGAAAAGCUUUUUUAAAAAGUAUAUAUUUGGAAAUCGAAACUCUAACAGAUAAAUCCUUUACUAUGAAUGAGGGGGAGGCCGAGAUAUCUAAGGAGAAAGACUGGAAAGAGCUGGAGCCCAACUAUGCCAUUAAAAUCUUCCUCACCGUCCUGUACAGCCUCAUCCUGCUCACAGGCAUUGUGGGUAAUGGAGUCACCAUCCAGGUGAUGCAGGUGCUGCAGCAUAAUGGCUACAUGCAGAAGUACGUGACGGACCACCUGGUGAGCCUGGCGUGCUCCGACCUUCUGGUCCUCCUCAUAGGCAUGCCCGUGGAGCUCUACAGCGCCACGUGGUUCCCCUUCACCUCCACCUCGGGUGACGCUUCCUGCAAGAUCUACAAUUUCCUGUUCGAAGCCUGCAGUUAUGCCACCAUCUUGAACGUGGCGACACUCAGCUUUGAACGCUACAUGGCCAUUUGCCACCCAUUCCGCUUUAAGGCCCUGGCAGGAGAGCGAACGGGGGGCCUCAUUGCUCUCGCCUGGGUCACGGCCGUGUUCGUGGCUAUCCCGCUGCUGUUCACCACGGGAAUGGAGGGCCACGUCAUAGAGCCAGACGUUGGGCCGGUCCAGAACCUGACAUUCUGCACCAACCUGAGGGAGCAGUGGGGGGUGUACAGGGCCAGUAUCUUUGUGGCGUUCAUCGUGUACAUGGUGGUGCUGGCCAGCGUUGGGGUCAUGUGUCGGGGCAUGAUCCUGGUCCUUCAGAAAACCAUGAGGCCCAUGGGAGGAGGGGUCAACGGAGAAGAGGGCACGCCAAAACACGAGAAUGCCCGGGUCAAAGCCGCCAAGAAGCAAACCAUACUUUUUCUAGGUUUAAUAGUGGGCUCCCUCACUGUCUGCUGGCUUCCCAACCAGGUGCGUCGCCUGAUGACCGCCGCCGUGCCCAAAUCCAGCUGGACCAUGCCCUACUUCCGCAGCUAUGUGGCAUUGCACCCCGUGGCCGACACCUUCUUUUACCUCAGCUCCGUGCUCAACCCCUUCCUGUACAACCUCUCCUCCCGCCAGUUCCAACAGGUCUUUGUCCAGGUGCUGCGCUGCCGCCUCACCAUUGAGCAUGUCAACAAACGGACUCUGAGGAGCUCCGAGGCCAACUCGGCCCGCUCGUUGCGGCCCCUGCUAAAGUCGCUGCGUUGUGGUCAUGGCGGCAGGUCUACUCAGACUCAGAGCUUGGAGUUCGAGAUGCCUACGUUCACUACCUUACAUAUUCCUAAGGACACUCCAGCUCCCAGCCCUGAGGAGGCCCUUCCCACAACCAAUGAAUCACGCUCGAUUUCAGUGCGAAAGGGAAAUGAGCCUGAUGAGACUGAAAUAUAAGGGGACGCAUUUGGUGCUUUGAAGUUUAUUCAAAUACAUGUAUCAUAAAGUUGGCUUGUGUUUACACCUUAUAUUAACAUGUGGUUGUCGUCAUCCGAACGAGAUGAUCCGAUCACUAUCUGAUCGAGAUUUGUUGCUUCGACACAUGGUAAUAACUAAUAAUUUAGUCCGUUUUGUGACCAGAUUCCCUGGUUCCCUCCCUGUAUGCAAAUUAAUCCAACCUGCCGAUAUGACACAAACUGUAUAAAUCGACAAAACAGCGCACUUUUAUAGUCAAUAGUUUUAUACUCUCAUCAUUACAGCCUACUUUUGUUAUCGACAAUUCAAGACUGAGCGCAAUAGCCCACUGGGCAAACCACGUCAUUUCAACGUGGAUAAUUGGGUAAUAUUUGGUUGAGACGUUGAUCAAUGAGAUUGCAACCUUUAUUCACCCACUCCAAAGACAGUCAAAAGUUAGUUUAAUUUCCAGUGUGUUAUCACUAUGCUUUCAACCAUCUGCAAUCUGGUUCAUGUUAUCAAUCAACCAACCAGAGUAUUUACAAACAGAACAGGAACUAAAUAAUCCACAUGUAUUGAUCACAUCUUUACUAAUGUUGCAGAAAUCUGCUCUAAAGCAGUGUCCACACCCUUCGGAUGUAGUGAUCAUAAUAUAAUAGCUAUAUCUAAAAAUAAUCUAAGUUCCAAAGCCUGGGCCUAAAAUUGUGUGUAAACGAUCAUUUCGCAAUGACAUCGAAGAUGUGAAAAAUAUUUGUUUGUCUGAUGAGUGUAAUGAGGAACAUCCUGACGUUGCACUUGAAGCAUUUAUGAAACUACUUCUUCCGGUUACUGAUAGGCAUGCGCCCAUUAAGAAACACUGUUAGAACUGAUAAAUCCCCAUGGCUAGAUGAUUAAAUGAAAAACUGAAUGGCUGAGAGGGAUGAGGCAAAGGGAAUAGCAAAUAAGUCUGACAACACAGCAGACUGGCAAACAUACAGUAUAUUGAGAAAUCACAUAACUAAACCGAAAGACGAAUAAACUAAACCGAAAGACGAAUAAACUAUACUAUGGAACAAAGAUAAAUUAUAUAAAGAAUGAUAGUAAAAAGCUUAAAAUGAAAUUCUAGGCAAAAUAGCAAACUCGGCUCCAUACUUCAUUGAGGCAGGUGGCUUGUUCAUAGCAAAACCUUUUGAUAUUACCUACCAGUAAGAACUUUUUUUUUUAAAGAUUAGCAAACAUAGGCAUGACAUGCAAUAAACAAAUGCUGAGCCUUCAUAUUCAUGCAUAAUGGACCAAAUAAUGAAAGAUGAACACUGUAGUUUUGAGUUCCACAAUUUGGGUGUGGAAGAGGGGAAAAAAUUGUUCCUAUAAAUAAAUAAGGACAAACCACCUGGUACCGACAACCUGGAUGGUAAAUUGCUGAGGUUGGUAGCGAAAUAAAUUGUGACUCCUGUUUGCCACAUCUUCAAUUUAAGCCAAGAAGACUCAGACAUGGAAGGAGGAAAAGGUCACUCAUCUACUCAAGAAGAGCAGAACACCCUUUAAAUGGUUCAAACAGCUGACCAAUUAGCCUGUUACAAGUGCUUAGCAAACUGACACAAAUGACUGAUGAUUGGCUGAAUUAAAAUUGUGACUCAUUUCAGGAAACUAGG